AAUAUGAAUAUGAUUGGGUAACUUUUUUUGAAAACAGUGAAAAUAGACGGCUAUACAAAGUAAGAUUUUUUGGAAAUAAGGAAGAAAGAACUCCUUUUAAAGACUUUAAAGUUAGUAGGUUGUUGAAAUUGGCGAAGGUUCUCGUAGAAGAUUAUAGAAGACGACUUUUUGGAAGACAACUAAGAUGUAGCCACAUAAUAAUUAUAGCUUUUAUUGUAAUUUUUAUACUAUUGGUUUAUUUUCUUCUUGCAAUUGGAUUCAUUUUCGUUUAUAUAAUCGCUAAAUUUCUUCCUUAUGAACAAGCUGAUAAAUCUCUUCCUAAUGAAAAGGCUGAUAAUAACACGGAAGUUUCUAGUUAUAAGUGCAAAAUAUCAAAAUCUUCACUCGAAGAGAAUAUAGGCAUAACACUUGACGAUGCCUCCGACCCGCUUAUUAUUAGAAAAUAUAUUAUCUAUACAACUAUAUCAUUGUUAAGGAUGAAAACUAAGUAUCAAUUCAAAAUUGAAUCUAUAGUAAUAACUGAAAAGCAAAGAAAUGAACUUAGGCAUCUUUUAUGUGGAAUAGUUAAUGAAAAACAUUAA
This is a messenger RNA of Racocetra persica, 581 nucleotides long. NCBI's taxonomy places the organism in Eukaryota, Fungi, Glomeromycota, Glomeromycetes, Diversisporales, Gigasporaceae. The record is from the annotation of a GenBank genome assembly.